Maniola jurtina (meadow brown) is the source of this 1920-nucleotide messenger RNA. It is a transcript of the gene RSG7, whose product is annotated as regulator of G-protein signaling 7-like. The transcript has 11 exons. Gene Ontology annotation, biological process: intracellular signal transduction; regulation of G protein-coupled receptor signaling pathway; G protein-coupled receptor signaling pathway. The record is from RefSeq and is a predicted model, not a curated record. Lineage: Eukaryota; Metazoa; Arthropoda; Insecta; Lepidoptera; Nymphalidae. Bases 559 to 1920 code for a protein of 453 amino acids.
UUCGAUACAUUUCCUCCGUGUAUGUACUGUGUAUAAUUUUUUGGGUUUUAUUACAAUUUUAUGACUAAAAUGUUAGAAUACAAUGUAGUGAAUAACAAAUUUUAACUAAUUUAACGCCUUAAGGUGCCCUGUGUAACUACAAACCAAAGAUAAAAUGCAUUUUCUUUAGUAACUAGUCCAAAAUCUAUCGCCCUAAUUUUUUUUCAUUUGUUUUUCUCAUAUUAUCGAAGUGUAGUGUUUAUCAAUUGCUUUUAUAAUUGAGUAUCCUAUUGUUUGUUCUCAAGUAACAUUUACAGGCGAUUUGAGUGCACCAGUGAUUUACAAAGUGUAAAAAAACUGACUGGAAAAAUCAGUGUGAAAAUGUGUAAAUAAUUUUCAUUUUCUAUUAAAGUAAGUGUUAAGGUCCUAUAAAUAAUCAGUACCAUUAAAAUAGACAGUAACACCAUGCUAUCGUACAGUUAAAACCUUAAAUUCGUUAUAAAAUUGUCACUAUCAACUAUGGUGCUUAGAUAAUUUUUGGAUAUUUUGUGUGUUUUUGGAGUGAAUUUUUAAAUUAAAAUGGUUACGAUGAAUUCAUCUGAGAAGGCUGCGCAGAAAGCGUGUCAGCAAGGCCCAUCAAGGGAGAACACAAAAUGUGUAAAAGAUGACAAAGAAAAAGAUAAAGACAAGGACAAAGAAAAAGAUAAAAAAGAUAUGGUAGCCAGUCUUCCUCCCAGUGUCCAAGCUUUGAUGUCAACUAUUCCAUCACCAGAAGAAUCUCCAAACUAUCUUGUGUAUAAAAAGAUGGAGGCCAUAAUAGAGAAGAUGCAGGAUGAGAACACCGGAGUACCAGUCAGGACUGUCAAGAGCUUCAUGACUAAGAUACCUUCCGUGUUCACGGGUACAGACCUGGUGGCGUGGCUGAAUCGCCACCUUAACCUGGAAGAGACCUGGGAAGCUCUGCAUAUUGGCCAUCAUUUAGCAGCACAUGGCUAUCUCUUCCCUAUAGAUGACCACUGUCUGACUGUGAAGAAUGACAACACUUAUUACAGAUUUCAAACACCAUACUUCUGGCCAUCCAACCAAUGGGAACCAGAAAAUACAGAUUAUGCUGUGUAUCUCUGCAAACGGACUAUGCAGAACAAAGCCCGGCUUGAACUAGCCGACUAUGAAGCAGAAUCUCUAGCCCGGCUGCAAAAGAUGUUCAGCCGUAAAUGGGAGUUCAUAUUUAUGCAGGCUGAAGCACAAAGCAAGGUGGAUAAAAAACGCGAUAAAUUGGAGAGGAAAGUUCUAGACAGUCAAGAGAGAGCAUUUUGGGACGUGCACAGACCAAUGCCUGGAUGUGUUAACACUACAGAAGUGGAUCCAAAAAAGCAGUCCAGAAUAAAUGCUUUGAAGGCGAAGAGGCUGCGGCAAUGUCAGGAGCUGAUACUGCAGCACAACUUGAAGAAUAACCCAAUAGUCACAAUAACCAACGCGCAAGAGAGCGAAGAGGCAAUCCAGAAGAACACAGAAGGCAGCACCAAAGACAAUGCUAUAAAAGAGAACGGCGAGACCUCUCAACAGUUGCCAGAGACCAUCGACAUCAAAGAGAAGACCAUAGAGCAACAGAUAGAGGCGGCAAAGAGGCAGCUGUCCGUGCUGAAGGCGCGCUUGGAACGAAGGAACGUACGAGUCAGUAAAGUUGCCGAAAUGUUUAUAUCAUACUGCGAGCAGUAUGCAGAGUAUGAUGCAUUCCUGACGCCACCGGAGUGGCCGAAUCCUUGGCUUAGUGACACGACUGAGCUGUGGGAUCAAGAGAAACAGUGCAAGGAACCACUUCCAUUGCGUCGCGUGCGUCGUUGGUCGUUCGGUUUGCGCGAAUUACUCCGCGACCCCCCAGGAAGAGAACAUUUUGCCAAAUUCCUUAGCAAGGAAUUCAGCGGAGAAAAUCUCAAGUAA